This is a messenger RNA of Chrysemys picta bellii (western painted turtle), 1241 nucleotides long. Lineage: Eukaryota; Metazoa; Chordata; Testudines; Emydidae. The record is from RefSeq and is a predicted model, not a curated record.
AUGCCAAAGGACCGGGAGAACCCCCUGGACGAGCCGGGCUACGUGCUGCGCCGAGCGGGCAGCUCCGAGCUGGGGGACCUGAGUGGGGAUGAGGAGGACGAGGGGCUGAGGCCGAAGGACAGCUGGAAAUCCUCCGGCUCCCUCCGCAGCCCGGACAGCACCGAGAGGAAGCGGGUCAAGAGCAAACUCAGGCGCUUCAUCGUCAAACGGCCCCCGCUGCAGAGCCUGCAGGAGAAGGGGCUCAUCCGAGACCAGGUCUUCGGCUGCCGGCUGGACGCCCUGUGCCAGCGGGAGAAGGACAUGGUGCCCCGCUUCGUUCGGCUCUGCGUGGAGGCCGUGGAAAAGAGAGGCCUGGACGCGGACGGGAUCUACCGGGUGAGCGGGAACCUGGCCGUAAUCCAGAAGCUGCGCUUUGCCGUCGACCGGGAGCGGGCAGUGACCUCGGACGGGCGCUACGUCUUCCCGGAGCAGCCGUGCCAAGAGGAGCGGCUGAGCCUGGCUGACCCCGAGUGGGACGACGUCCACGUGGUGACCGGCGCCCUCAAGCUCUUCUUCCGCGAGCUGCCCGAGCCCCUGGUGCCCUUCGCCCUCUUCGACGCCUUCGUGGGUGCCGUCAAGCUGCCGGCCUACGGCGAGCGGGUGCAGCGCCUGGCCGAGCUGGUGCAGAGCCUGCCCCCUCCCAACUACACCACCCUGCGCUACAUCCUGGCCCACCUCCGCAAGGUGAUGGAGCACGCCGACGCUAACCGCAUGACCCGGCAGAACAUCGGCAUCGUCUUCGGCCCCACACUGCUGCGGCCGGAGAAGGAGCUGGCCAGCAUGGCCGUGGACAUGGUCCACCAGAACCAGGCCGUGGAGCUGCUGCUCUCCGAGUUCCAGCGCAUCUUCCCGGCCCCCGGCGCCAACUGAGCCCCCGGACGCGCCUGGGCACUGAACCCCUGCCAGGACCAGGGCCACCGCCUGGUACAGACUGGAAUCAGCACCAGCCAAGGACAAUGGCCCUGGGGCCCCGUCCCACCCCCAGGCUUCAGACAAUAGAGACCCUCCCUUGGGCCCUACUCAGGGCAGCUGCAUGGGCGCCGGUGCCCCUAAGGGAAAAGGCCCCGUGCCCUAUUCCCCGCCCCUCUGAGCCAGCCUGUGCCCGGCGCCCUCUGCCCUGCCAGGUCUGUGCAUGCCCAGGGCACCGUCUGUCUGGACUCUCGAGCCCGGGGCCGGGCAGUAAAUGGCCGUCUGCCCAGGGA